AUGGCUUCACCAUUUAAUAGGGAACUAACACAUGAAAAUAAUGAAAAUGACGAUAAUUCACAACAAACUAGACCACUUCCUGAUGGCAAGAAGUAUCACGUGUUUAUAUCAUACAGUGAAAGUGACAGACCCUGGGUCGAAACAGUAAUACAACACUUACAAAAUGAUUACAAUUUUAAGUGUUUUGAACAUUCAACUGAUUUUAUACCAGGGAAGAAAAUAGCGGAAAACAUAGAAUAUGCUAUGACAAACUCCGUAAAAACAAUGUUUGUUUUAACGGAGGAGCACAAUAAGAGUUACUGGUGCCAUUAUGAAGUAGAAUUCGCCAUAUUAAAGUUGCUAGCUGAAAUGAAAGAAAAUGUCAUCAUUCCAGUCUUAAAGGAGGAAUGUGAAAUACCAGGCUAUCUUAGACCAUUCACUUAUGUGAACGCCACAGGGGAUUUGAACGUGUGGCUUCCAAGACUUGUUUCAGCUAUGGAGGCAGAAGACAUACAGUACAAUCAUGACAUUGACUUAACCAGCGUAAAGGAUGCAGGUAUUGUCUUCAUAAGAUGUACAAAAACAUAA
Molecule: messenger RNA, 567 nt
Organism: Mytilus trossulus (common blue mussel)
Lineage: Eukaryota; Metazoa; Mollusca; Bivalvia; Mytilida; Mytilidae
Product: toll-like receptor 2
Exons: 2
Coding region: 1-567 (188 amino acids)
Biological process (GO): signal transduction
Source: RefSeq, a predicted model, not a curated record